UGGCCUUUUCUUCUGAGAGCUGGCCACGUGGACCUGUGUGUGUUCCUCACUUUAAGUUCUUGGGAAAGCUAGUUUUUUUUUUUUGGUAAUGCAAGCAACUUCUCUACUCGUUCAGAAUUGAUAAUCAAUUGGUAAUGGGUUGUGGGGGAUUUGGGCAAUCUGUGUUUAGCCCAUCUGAGUCUCUCUCUCUCUCUCUUCUGCCUCGAGAUUUCAGGAAUCUUUUUUACACGGUUUCUCUGUAGACCCUUUCCUUCCUUCUUUUCUCUUCUUCACUGUUUCUCUGUAGAAAUCGUCUUUUGGCUUCUGUAGAGAUUCCAGAAAGAAGAGACAGAGAGAUGUUGCAGAGAGCUGCAAGCAAUGCAUAUUCUUGGUGGUGGGCAAGCCAUAUUAGGACGAAGCAGUCAAAAUGGCUAGAACACAACCUUCAAGAUAUGGAGGAGAAGGUGAAACACAUGCUUAAACUCAUUAAUGAGGAUGGAGACUCUUUUGCCAUGAGGGCAGAAAUGUACUACAGGAAGAGACCUGAACUCGUUAAUUUUGUGGAAGAAUAUUACAGGGCAUACCGAGCCCUGGCUGAGAGGUAUGACCACAUAUCAGGAGAGCUACAAAAUGCUAACAGCACCCUUGCCAAUGUUUUUCCCGAGCAAGUUCAGUUUGCAACGGAUGACGAAGAUGAUGAUGAUGAUGGUUCACCAAGAAAAUCUACUUCCUCUACCAAUCAAAAUAGCCUCCCCAAGGGCUUACUUGAACCCCCAAAACUCAAUAUCCCGAAAAUUCCAAAGUUCCUAAGGGGAACGUCAGCAUUGCCAACAAAGAAAGUGCAACCCAAGAAAGCUACUUCAUCUACUUCUACAUAUACUACUGCUUUCAGUUUGCGGAUGAGCACAGCUGAGGCACUUCAAGAGAUCGAUAAACUCCAGAAAGGUAUAUUGGCCCUACAGACUGAGAAGGAGUUUGUCAAGAGCUCAUAUGAGAGUGGGGCUGCUAAGUACUGGGAAAUCGAGAUGUGCAUCAGCGAAAUGCAAGAGGAGGUUUGCAUGUUGCAAGACGAAUUUGGUGUGGCAACAGUAAUUGAGGAUGAUGAAGCACGAAUUCUUAUGGCAGCCACAGCUCUGAAAUCAUGCCAAGAGACCUUGGUGCAGUUGCAGGAGAAACAAGAGCAAUCAGCUGAAGAAGCAAGAGUCGAGUACCAACGGAUUAAAGAAGCUCAUGGGAAGCUGUGGACAAUCAAGAAUGAGUUUCUCUGUGAUCAGAUGGAUCAACCAGAUCUAUCUGAACAAAAAGAAUCUGUGGGUUCAGGUUCAAGCUUGAAUAACUUGGAGCAAGAAUUUAGUAAUCUGAAACAGAAGAGACUCCAGUUGGAAUCCAUACAGGAGAAGAUCAGGGAACACUUUGAUAUGAACUCUGAUACAUCUCUUACUGUGACAGAACUGGCGGAGAAGAUUGAUGAACUUGUACAUAAAGUCAUCAGUUUGGAGACUGAAGUCUCUUCACAGGCUGCUCUGAUAAAUAGGUUAAGAUCAGAAACUGAUGAAGUCCAUGAGAACCUGUGGAACUUGGAUGAGGAUAAGGCAACUCUUGUCAAGGGUUCCCACAAUUUUAUACACAAACUAAGGAUAUUCGAUGACAAGCUAUCUGGAAUCCAGGAUCUCAGUCGGAGUUUUGAGGACCAAAACAACAACCUCCAAACACAUUUUUCUGUAGCACACUGUAACCUCAACUAUCUUUCGGAGAAACUGCACUCGGUGAAGCCCGAUGAGGAGAUCAACAUUCCAGGUUCACAUCUGGCAGAUAUGGGCAUUUUUCACAAUACCAAGAAACAAGAAGAGUCCGAGAAACAAAAAGGUAUGGCGACUCCUGGUGAUGGAUUAGAGAGCACAAAAGUCAGAAAAGCAGAAGCUGAAGAGGAAAAAAAUGUUGUUCAGAAUCUUAGUCCUUGUUCCAAAGAUAAUGAAGAAGGCAGUAUUCAAUCCAUGGUGAGCAAUAUUGCUGGUGAUCCCUCUGAGAAAUAUAAGGACCCAGAGCAUCAGAACAAUUUUAAGAAGCAGGAUAUGUCACAAACUGAAGAUAUUAUAUUCAAGGUUGACCCAUGGGAGAAUAGUAACCUCAAUGGCAUUUCUGAGAAGCAGCAUUUUGUGAAUUCUGAUGAAGGGGUUGAUACAUGUGAUUCAUUGAAGGAUAACACUGAGAAGCAGGAGUCAUCCCAAAUAAAAAAUAAUAUUUUCAAUGCUGACUCAUGGGAGAAUUGCAACAUUGAUUACCUUUGGAAUGAAUUGCAUUCUGUGAGGCCUGGUGAAGAGAUUUUGAAUUCAUCAAACAACAAAGUUGAGAAGCAGGACCUGUUCUCAAUUGAACAUGAUAGUCUCAAUGUUGAAUCACAGAGAAAUAGUUACUUCAAUCCCUUUUCAGAGGAAGGGUAUUUUGUGAAGCCUGAAGAAGAAGAGAUAAUGGCUUUAUUCCAGGACAAAGUUGAGAAGCAGGAUUCAUCCCAAACUGGAGAGAGUUUUUUCAAUCUUGACUCACAGGGAAAUUGUGACCCCAAUCACCUUCCUCAGAAUCCGUACUUCAUGAAGCCUGAUGAGGUUGUCAAGAUCUCACCUCAAGCAGAAUUGGGAGCUCUUCUUGAUGCCAUCAUAUGUGCAAAGUUUGAGGGGCAAGAAGAAAUGGUGGCUCCUAUCGAUGGGUCGAAGAACUGGAAGAAAACAAAGACACAGCUGGAAGAGGAGACAGACAAGGUUCACAAUCCUAGCCUCGGUUGUAAGUAUGAUGAAGAUGGUGCUCCUUCCAAGGUAAGCAAUACCAGUGAUGGUAUUUCUGAAACAUGUGAGGCCUCAGGGAAACUGAACAAAUUUACGAAGUACAACUCCUCCCAAAUGGAAUAUAGCAUGUCUAAUGUUGGCUCACAGCAGAAGGCAAUUGAAGAAGAAGAUGAACCAAACUGGCAAAAGUUGUUCUUAAGUGGAUUGGAGGAUAGAGAGAAGGUUCUAUUGGCAGAGUACACUUCAGUUCUUCGGAAUUAUAAGGAUGCAAAGAAGAAGCUUGCUGAGAUAGAGAAGACAAACAGGGAAAAUGCCUUUGAAACAAUGGUGCAACUACGGGACCUGAAGCGUGCCAAUGCCAUCAAGGAUGAUGAGAUUAUAUCUUUACGUCAGAAACUAAGCUUUCUGCAGACAAGUUUUGAAGGAAAUCUGGAUACCAACAUUUCAGAAUUUAAAGACACACAACAGGGAAGGCCCCAUGGUGACAUGACAGAAAAAUCAAACUCCCAUGUUUCUUAUCUCCCGGCUACAAACUCAGACCAACCAACUUUCAAUUUCUUAGAUGAUCAAAAUGUUGGACCUGCAGUAAGAACCAACAAAUCUAUUGCAAAUGGAACCAUGGAAACUUACCCAACAGCAGCAGAAGAUGAAGAAGAAGAGAUCAAGGUGAUUCUUGUUGAUGAACCUCAUGUUUCAACCAUUGAAGAGAAAUUCCGAAGGGACAUUGAUGAGCUGUUAGAAGAGAACCUGGAGUUCUGGUUAAGGUUCAGCACGCUAUUCCAUCAGAUACAGAAAUUUGAAACUCCAAUUCAGGAUCUACAAGCUGAAAUCUCAAAAUUGAAGGAAAACAAGAAGCAGGAGAGCAACACUACCACAGGCAGAUCUCUAAAAUCAGAUGCCCGACCAAUACACAAACACCUGAGAGAGAUCCAGACGGAAUUGACAGUCUGGUUAGAAAAGAAUGCAUUGCUGAAAGAGGAACUGCAGUACAGAUUCUCAUCUUUGUGCGACAUACAGGAAGAGAUAUCAAGAGUCUCCAAGGCGGGUUCUGAAACUGAAGAAGUGGAGUUUAGUAGUUAUCAAGCAGCCAAGUUCCAGGGGGAGGUUCUGAACAUAAAACAAGAGAAUAACAAAGUUGCAGAUGAAUUGCAAGCAGGUCUAGACCAUGUGAGAGGACUCCAGUACGAGAUCGAAAAGACUCUGUCAAAGUUGAAUGAUGAUUUCGAGCUGUCAGGACUGAAAAGUCAGCAUCAACAUCAUCGUGUGAGACAUUCGAGCAGUCGGCCUCGAAUUCCUUUGCGUUCGUUUAUUUUUGGUGUCAAACCAAAAAUGCAAAAGCCAUCAAUCUUCAGGUGCAUUAACCCAUCAUUGCAAAAACAAUACAGUGACAUGGCUGCUGUACUUCCUCAGUAAAUUGGUUUGAUCUCAUUAUUUUCUUCUC
This is a messenger RNA of Telopea speciosissima, 4200 nucleotides long. Its product is annotated as protein NETWORKED 2D-like. Gene Ontology annotation, molecular function: actin binding. Bases 336 to 4172 code for a protein of 1278 amino acids. The transcript is spliced from 2 exons. The record is from RefSeq and is a predicted model, not a curated record. NCBI's taxonomy places the organism in Eukaryota, Viridiplantae, Streptophyta, Magnoliopsida, Proteales, Proteaceae.